CCUCUCUCAUGACCUAGGCUACACCCAUAGCCUGCUGUUCACCCUCAUGUUAGCGACAAAAACAGUCCCUCUCUCUCUUCCUACACACUCACGCCGUGGACGGUGGCAUUCCGAGUACAGAGAAGGGGGAGGGGUUUCACCGCCCUUAUCUCACCGUUCCAGCGCAACACUCUUCCUGCAAACAACGUCCACACUGCACGGGGCGCUUCGCUCACACACCAGCAGCACGUCGCCACAGCUGCAGCAGCGCCGCUCCGUCUCAGGGGGCUGUGGGAGAUCCGAGUGAACAGGGAAGCAGAGCCACGGGGAGUCGGGGACCCAGCAGUGCGAGGCUUGGCAGGAGUCAGGACACACACACACCGAGCGAGCACCGGGGGGGGGGACACACCGAGAGAAGAGGAAGAGGGGAGGGAGGCACCUGCUGAAGCUGUGAAAAGACACAACUCUCUCAUUCCCCCUCACUUCCGCGUUAAGAUGGCUGACCGCGAGCAGGGCAGCGACGGAGAGAGCUCGAGCACCGGGGGAUCCGAGCGGCGGGAGAGUGGGGCCGCGAGGGGCUUCGCCCGCCAAGGAGCCCUGCGCCAGAAGAACGUGCACGAGGUCAAGGACCACAAGUUCAUUGCGCGCUUCUUCAAGCAGCCCACGUUCUGCAGCCACUGCACGGACUUCAUCUGGGGUUUCGGGAAGCAAGGUUUCCAGUGUCAAGUGUGUUGUUUCGUGGUUCAUAAACGUUGUCAUGAGUUCGUCACCUUCUCCUGUCCGGGGGCCGACAAGAACGCAUCAGACGACCCGAGGAGUAAACACAAGUUCAAGGUCCAUACCUACUCCAGCCCUACGUUCUGUGACCACUGUGGAUCCCUUCUCUACGGACUUAUACACCAGGGCAUGAAAUGUGACCACUGUAUGAUGAACAUCCAUAAUCGGUGUGUGUCCAACGUCCCCAGUCUGUGUGGAACAGACCAUACUGAGAGGAGAGGACGCAUCCAGAUCACCGCAGACGUCAAGGAUGACCGACUCACCGUCUACAUCCAGGAGGCUUGUAACCUGGUGCCUAUGGACCCAAACGGUCUGUCUGACCCCUACGUGAAGCUCAAACUCAUCCCCGACCCCAAGAGUGGCACCAAGCAGAAGACCAAGACCAUCAAGUGCAACCUCAACCCCACCUGGAACGAGACAUUCACGUUUCCUCUGAAGGACUCUGAUAAGGACCGGCGUCUGUCGGUGGAGAUCUGGGACUGGGAUCUGACCAGCAGGAACGACUUCAUGGGAGCGCUGUCCUUCGGCAUCUCAGAACUCCAGAAACAAGGAGUGGACGGAUGGUUUAAGUUGCUGUCCCAGGAGGAGGGAGAGUACUUUAAUGUUCCCGUCCAACCAGACGGAGAAGACGGCAACGAGGAACUACGACAAAAGUUUGAGAGGGCUAAGAUUGGUCCUGGGAAGAACACAGAUGGGUCUUCCUCUAACUCCGUCUCUAAGUACGAUAGCAACGGUAACCAGGACCGCGUCAAACUGACAGACUUCAACUUCAUCAUGGUGUUGGGCAAGGGCAGCUUCGGGAAGGUGAUGUUAGCAGAGCGUAAAGGAGCAGAUGAGCUGUAUGCCAUAAAGAUCCUGAAGAAGGAUGUUGUGAUUCAGGAUGAUGAUGUGGAGUGUACCAUGGUUGAGAAGAGAGUCCUGGCCCUGUCAGGGAAACCUCCCUUCCUCACGCAGCUCCACUCCUGCUUCCAGACCAUGGACAGGUUAUAUUUUGUGAUGGAGUAUAUCAACGGAGGAGACCUCAUGUAUCAGAUCCAGCAGGUCGGCAAGUUCAAGGAACCCCACGCUGUGUUCUAUGCUGCAGAGAUUUCCCUCGGCCUCCUCUUCCUCCAUUCCAAAGGCAUCGUUUACCGGGAUCUGAAGCUGGACAACGUGAUGCUGGAUGCAGAGGGCCACAUUAAGAUAGCUGACUUUGGGAUGUGUAAAGAGAACAUGUUAGACGGUGUCACCACCAAGACCUUCUGUGGGACCCCCGACUACAUCGCUCCUGAGAUCAUAGCGUACCAGCCCUAUGGGAAGUCCGUGGACUGGUGGGCCUUUGGAGUUCUGCUGUAUGAGAUGCUGGCAGGACAGCCUCCGUUUGAUGGUGAGGAUGAAGAUGAGUUGUUUCAGUCCAUCAUGGAGCAUCACGUCUCCUACCCCAAGUCUAUGUCCAAGGAGGCUGUCGCCAUCUGCAAAGGGUUGAUGACUAAACACCCAGGGAAGCGUCUGGGCUGUGGUCCGGAGGGGGAGAGGGACAUAAAGGAACAUGCCUUCUUCCGCUACAUGGACUGGGACAAGCUGGAGAGCAAGGAGGUCCAGCCGCCCUUCAAACCCAAAGCUAAGAACCGUCGGGACACAGGGAACUUUGAUAAGGAGUUCACUAAGAUGGCGGUGGAACUGACUCCUACAGACAAACUGUUCAUAAUGAACCUCGAUCAGAACGAAUUCCAGGGAUUCUCCUAUACCAACCCAGAGUACAUCAUACAGGUCUAACCCUAUAGAUGAAAUAACAUGAUGCACACCAACCCAGAGUACAUCAUACAGGUCUAACCCUAUAGAUGAAAUAACAUGAUACACACCAACCCAGAGUACAUCAUACAUGUUUAACCCUAUAGAAUAUAUGUCCAGCCAGCCAGUCAUCCAGCCAUCCGGCCAGCCAGCCAGCCAGCCAGCCAGCCAGCCAGACCAAGCCUUCACCCCACACCUCCAAUCCUGAGAACUGUUAGUCUACUAGUUCACCCCAACAUGGACUGUACCAACACUAGUUCACCCCAACAUGGACUGUACCAACACUAGUUCACACCAACAUGGACUGUACCAACACUAGUUCACCCCAACAUGGACUGUACCAACACUAGUUCACCCCAACAUGGACUGUACCAACACUAGUUCACCCCAACAUGGACUGUACCAACACUAGUUCACCCCAACAUGGACUGUACCAACACUAGUUCACCCCAACAUGGACUGUACCAACACUAGUUCACCCCAACAUGGACUGUACCAACACUAGUUCACCCCAACAUGGACUGUACCAACACUAGUUCACCCCAACAUGGACUGUACCAACACUAGUUCACCCCAACAUGGACUGUACCAACGCUAGUUCACCCCAACAUGGACUGUACCAACACUAGUUCACCCCAACAUGGACUGUACCAACGCUAGUUCACCCCAACAUGGACUGUACCAACACUAGUUCACACCAACAUGGACCAGAACCAGAACCAACUCCACCUGGAACCAACUGUACCAACAUCACUACAUUCCUCUGUUCCUGCUGAAUGGUUUAGUGUAACCCAACAGAACCAGAACCAACUGGUCUGAAGAGGUUUCAAGAGGAGCCAGGAGAGACUGGUUCUCUUCCGGAAUGUUCUUCCAUUCAUCUGUUUAGUCUCUGAACUGUCUGGCCUGUUCACUAUGUAGUGGUAACCGUGGGAGAUGACUAAAACCAGAACCGUGCAUUUAGAGAGGUGGGCCAGCUUCUAGAAUGUUGAAUGUUGUUCUAAUUCUAGACAUUCACUUACAUGGCCUUGUUGAAAUAUUCCCAAUGUAAUGUUAAUGGAGUGCUAACAUGGCUUCCAUAGAAUGUUAAAAGGGGUCGUGUAAAUGCAUCAUGAUGCUCAUUCUAGACGUUCUAUUCCCCCAUGUAAUGUUGAUGGGGGAGCAAGCAACUCUAAACACAUGGCUCUGGCUAAAAGUAGUGGACUGUAUAGGCGGUAGGGUGUCAUUUAGGACGUGGCCUGUUCAGUGUGCUUGUUUACAUGUGUUCUCCUCUUCGCCCUGUAACGUGACGUCAUCAGUGUUCUAGAACUCAUGUGUUAUUGUUCUAGAACGCAUGUUUUAGAGUUCUAGAACUCAUGAUCCAGUGUUUUAGAACGCAUGUCUUAGUGUUCUAGGUUGGAACUCAUGGCGUCCCCAGUCUUAGAACACGUCUGGUCUUCCGAACUCGAUGCAACAAAAAAAACCUGUCUGACAGAGAGAGAGGUUUGAUCUGAUCUGUAGACUGCUGCAGUGCGAGACUCUCUCUCUCUCUCUGUCCCUCUUUCUCUCACUCUCUCCCUCUCUCUCCCCCUCUCUCUUUCUUGCUUCCCCUUCUUCCUUUUGAGUGAGUGAGAGUGUGUGGGUCUGUUUUUCUAAUAUUUGAACCAGCUUCCCUAUGCAUGCAUUUAGUUCUAGCUAACCCCUCCCCACCCCCAUUAUAUUACAGCCCUUACUUACCAAUGAACUACGGGACCGUCAGUAACCACGGUAACACUUUACCUAACUACUGAUGGUCAGGUGGGUUGACUUAAACUACAUAACUAACUAGUAAAUAUGAGGUAUGAAGAGAGAUGUCUAUAUUAUACUGUGUAUAUUUAUCUACCUGUAUGUACUGGUAUCUCAAACGGCAUCCUAUCCCCAUAGAGCUCUGGUCAAAAGUAGUGCACUAUAUAGGGAACAGGGAGCCAUUUGAGACACACUUUAUGUGUGUGU
This is a messenger RNA of Coregonus clupeaformis (lake whitefish), 4494 nucleotides long. Its product is annotated as protein kinase C beta type. Lineage: Eukaryota; Metazoa; Chordata; Actinopteri; Salmoniformes; Salmonidae. Gene Ontology annotation, biological process: protein phosphorylation. The record is from RefSeq and is a predicted model, not a curated record. Bases 475 to 2511 code for a protein of 678 amino acids. The transcript has 17 exons. Gene Ontology annotation, molecular function: diacylglycerol-dependent serine/threonine kinase activity; zinc ion binding; ATP binding.